Messenger RNA from Ipomoea triloba (trilobed morning glory), 874 nucleotides. Its product is annotated as protein PHLOEM PROTEIN 2-LIKE A9-like. The record is from RefSeq and is a predicted model, not a curated record. The coding region runs from base 93 to 662 and encodes 189 amino acids. NCBI's taxonomy places the organism in Eukaryota, Viridiplantae, Streptophyta, Magnoliopsida, Solanales, Convolvulaceae. The transcript has 3 exons.
AGCAAAGUAUUCAAAAUUCAUUCAUUUUCACACAUUCAUUAUAUUCUUUAUACAUUACAUUAGCAGAGAUUUUCAACUCCGAUCCGCUCCAAAUGAGUUCAACCAAUCCCCACUCUGACGGAAACCUUGCUUUAAUCAAGUACGGAAAGGACAAAAAUAAUGGAAAGGAUGACGUCACAGUUCCUCCUGGUGCUCUUAGUAUUAUCUGGGGAAAUGAUCAACGUUACUGGAAAAACCCAGAUAGUGCAGUAGCAGAGCUAAUACAAGUAUGCUGGCUAGAAGUGACCGGUUCAAUCAAGCUUAGACCGGAGAUGAAAGGGAAGAAAUACGAGGUUGGGUUCGAAGUGUCGUUAACGCCGGACGCUUUCGGGUGGAGCAACUCGCCGGUGUACAUUAUGGGGAAAAGAGGGAAAAAGCCUAUAUGGACAAAGAUGAACUUAGCGAACAACAACAAAGGGAUAUUCAAGAUCCCGGAAACCCCGUUGGUCGUGGCGCCGCCGGGGGACGGUUCCGACAACGACAAGGUUUACUUCGGGCUGUACGAGGUUUGGUCGGGGAGGUGGAAAGGUGGGCUUAAGAUUCACAAGGCAUUUGUCAGGGAAUUUUCUGGUAACAGCAACCACAAAACAGGCAGUGAAUCACCUAAUAAAAUUUCCUCUUAAAUUAUUUUUUAAGAUAAAAUCAUGGAUGUAUUAUAUUUGAUUGCCCAUUGUGCUGUGUGGCACUAAGGUGAAAUCUUUGAUUGUUUCGUGAAUUUUCCCUUCGGAUUUCGAGUGAAUAAUGGUACUUAUACUUUCUUAAAGAUAUAUAUUCUUGUCACAUAAUAUGUAUUGAUUGAUUAGAUAUAAUAAAAUUCUUUUAGACUCUACUUAAA